AUGCCGCCGACCAAGAUUGAGAAGAAAAAGGCCACGACCAAAAAGAAGAUAGUCCAAGCAAUCUUGGACAUCAAAAUCAAUAAAUUUUCUUUCUCACAGCUUAGGGCGUCAGUUGCACAACUCACGUCAAUGGUGCAGAACGAAGAAUAUGAACUACCAACCCUGGCAAUCUCAUCGCUAAACAUUGACGAUGUACAAUCUACUCUCAAUAUCAAGUUUUCGCUUAACAACCUUGAGUUCCGAGAUCAAGGUCAGAUUGAAUUCUCUCCUUCUUUCGGUACAUAUACCCAAACGAGAAUUGAAGUUAAUGCGACAUCUGACCAAUUUGAAAAAGCCGAAUGGACUGAAAAGACGAUCAAAGCAUUUGAGAAUUCCGACGCUAAUGAAGCAAUGUCCCGUGUCAUCCUCAACAAUCUUCUUACUUUCUCACAUGAUUAUGUGACCUCAAAGUCUGACAGCACUGGGCACGAUGUGCACCUCAAUGCCGAGGGCCUAUGGCGUUAUGGCCCCGUGACAUACAAAGGAGCCAAGUACGACCUGACUGGACGCCCGGACUAUACAUUGUGGUACGGGACAGAGGCCGAAGUCGCUGUCAGCGUUGUCGUUGUGGAAGCCAAGUCAGGCGCAUCUGCCAUGUCCGGGGUCUCCCAAGCGCUGGCAUAUAUGGGAUGUGUUCACCGCAGGAGGAAAGACCUGAUGAAGACUGACACAACUGUGUACGGUGUUGCAACGGAUGGACAGUAUUUUGUUUUUUUGAAAAUCAACAACAAUUCUGAAUGGUCGGAAUAUAUCAUCUCUGCACGCAACAACAACUUCCAGGAGGUGAUUGGGUUGCUUGUGCAUAUCUUCCGUACUGCUAUGACCAUUUCGCCGCUGCAGUCGGAGGAGACCUCACUUGCAAGCCAUUCAAAGGAGUCCUCCAGCCUGUCGUACAUUGAAUUUGAUGCAGAGGAAGAGGUUGAUAGCGAGGAGGAAAUCUGA
Penicillium vulpinum is the source of this 981-nucleotide messenger RNA. RefSeq lists its product as uncharacterized. Bases 1 to 981 code for a protein of 326 amino acids. Lineage: Eukaryota; Fungi; Ascomycota; Eurotiomycetes; Eurotiales; Aspergillaceae. The record is from RefSeq and is a predicted model, not a curated record. The transcript is spliced from 3 exons.